Messenger RNA from Mercenaria mercenaria, 6063 nucleotides. RefSeq lists its product as uncharacterized. The coding region runs from base 60 to 1649 and encodes 529 amino acids. The record is from RefSeq and is a predicted model, not a curated record. Lineage: Eukaryota; Metazoa; Mollusca; Bivalvia; Venerida; Veneridae. The transcript is spliced from 8 exons.
CUUAUCUUGAUCUUAUUUGAUAACAUGUAGUAGAUUUAAUUAAUAACUUAUGCAAUAAUAUGAAUAUUGGAAUGGCUCAGAAUAUUUGUUUCUUUUUCAGAACUUUUCUCAUUGUUUUAUCAAUACUGAUUUUGUUUGGAAAAGUCAUUGCCGGCGUGAACCAAUGCGGGACCCUGACGAUAGAACAGCCCACUAUAUUGGGAAGAAAUGUUACUUUUACUUUUACUCCGGAAACAACUUCAGACGCAGACGUAAACUGGCAGAGAGCAAAAGAAAGAAAUCCGUGGGCUCAUCUUCCUAAUGAUAACAAGUUUACACAGUAUUUCCAAGAUGGAACAUAUUACUUGAUUUUAACUGAUACUGUCAUUGGCAAUGACGAAGUACUUUACCGUGUUGAUUAUAGGAACAAGAGCGUAAGCUGUUCAAUGGAAACUCCAAAACUUCAACUUCAAAAUAUAUCAGAUCUGUGUGGGUUUGUCUACCUUAGAACAACAAAUGUGACAGAAGGCGAGAACGUAGAACUAGAAUAUUAUCCAUCGAAAUUUGUUAUGCGACUUCCAGAAUACACUGUACGACAAUGGAUGCGUUCUACAAAUAAAAUUUUUCAAAUAAUUCUAACGAAAGGUCUGUAUGAGGAAGAAAAGGAACCGAAUGAUAAAUAUGUGUUGACACUAACGAUGUUUAAUGAACGAAUGAAUGGCCGAUAUGGAGUUUACUGCGGCGAAGCUGCGAAAUAUUCAAAUUUUGUCGAUGUGAUAUUACCAGUUGCACCAAAGACGCCAGUAUUUGAAGGUUUAAAGGACAUAGACGACUGUAAGGGAUGUAUUGUUGGUGAGGAUGGUGAUCAGUUCAGCGUACUCUGCAAGACAAGUGGUGGUACACAACCAAUUACAGUCACCAUGUCGAUAGGGAAUGAAUCGCUAAGCCCUGUACGAUAUAAUGACACAGCGGAUUACAUGGCAUUCUUCUUUCUUCGCAACAGACAUCAUAUGGCAAAUAUGACAUGCACUGUUAUGAACGAUGCAUUAACAUCGCCUUUUAUCACAACUGCACCUGUGUAUGUUAUCAAUGCGCCUGUUGAAUUCAACAUAUCUGGUUCAGUAUUGAAUAUUUCUGAAGGGGAACGGGCAUACGUAAAGUGUUCAGUCAAAAGCUUGCGCACCUUCAACAUUUCAUGGGUGGAACAUACUGAUGAUGGAAACAUGUACCAAAAGCACUGUCUCAUGAAAACAGACUGCGUCAUAGUAAUUGAUGCGUACCGUAUUUCACAACGGCAUUUGAAUUGCCAGGCCAGCUCUUUACAAACAACCGAACAGGAAACAUUGACAGUUAACAUUUAUGAGAAAUCUGAGCAACGUUUCAACAAACAGGAUACCUCUGGCUCUGUAGGCAACUCGUUUAUCUGGAUCAUUAUAAGUUCUUGUUUAACUGCUGUCCUCAUUGGUGCAUUCAUCGCGGGUUUAGUUGCAAUAAAGAAACUGAAGACCGUUAAAGCACAAUCGGAAGCAAAUCAAGUGAGGCACAGAGGAAAUUUUGGUGGAACGAGCAGGAACGAUGUAGAACUGGAAGAUCGUGCGUAUGAAAGAUUGAAUGAUACCAGGCAUGCAACUGGGCAAUCGGAAACAUUAUAUUCUCAACUAUCUUCAUAGACUCGCCAAGAAGAAACAGAAAGUAUUGAUCUAGUAAUAGCAAUAGACAGGUCAUGUGAAAAAGUCAAAAUGUAAUUAAUAUCCCUGUUUCACAAACUGUAUUGGGAAAACGUCCUCUAAAGAAAUAUUGUCCUAGAUGUGGAAAUGGGUGUGAAAUUAUAAGGCACCUUUCUUCGGACAGAAAUAGUUAACUUUUUGAAAUAUGUUGACUUGACCAAAGAUUAACAUUUCUUAAUUAUACGAAGAAUUUCAGUUUAACAUGUAUUUUGAAGAUAAAAUACCCUAUUCAUCUACAUAGCGUAUUUUUACUUUCAGAAACAUUAAGGUAUUAGACCCCUAAUAGUAAUGUUUGCUUGGUAUAUUCUUAAAGAUGACGGUGUUUCGCACUGUUUUGCAAUUUUUAAACAACUUUUACCGUGCCGAUUUUUAUAAAUUUUGUAUAACUUAUGGUUUCUCAUCAAGCUGAACUAGAGAUAAAUUAGUGAUGGCCACUAUCCAAAACGUUUGCAGAGAACUCAUUUUACCAUUAAUUUUAAGAAAAGAAACACCAAACUAUUGGUAAACAAUUAUAAAACACAAAAUGAAAAUGUCAAUAUCAUUUUUUUUAGUGUGCCUCAAGUAAACGGAUUUAAUAAGAUAGAAUUCUUACUUCAACAUUGAAAAAAUAGGGUCGAAUCCUGUGUUUCUAUUUUGAAUUUUGCUUAUUUUAUUAAAAAAAUAACCUUGGGGCAGACGUAAAAACUACAUAAAUUUCUUUCACGAUAAAUAAUCUAAAGAGUGAAAGCAAAAUAGAGAACUUUUACCUGAUGUAACUUAAUAUUUUUAAAGAUGUGUAACUCUACCCCUUCUCUUUAAGUAGUAAAUUCACUUUGAACAGCAAUAUCAAAUUAAUUUUUGUACAAUAAAUCAAUCAUAAGUCUUGAAAGAAGUAAACACUUACUAGAAAAAAAAAGAAAAUAAGGAAAAAUCAUUGGUUCCAGUAGGGCUUGAGCCUACACCCCCUCUGAGAAUUGCAGUAAAAGUAGGUUUAUGGUAGGAAAUGAAUACUUUUCAAAAAAGGAGGUACUCUAUUACGCUUCUAAUACCUUAAGUGAUCUCUAAAGCUAAUAUAUUCUAAAUUGCUAGAUAAAGUGCAUAUGAUUAUACAUUUAAUCUUAAUAUUGUAAUCAUAAUUACAGUAGUGGUAGGUGUAAAAAUCAAUUUGUGUACUGUCCCAUUACGUAUUUAUGUAUCUAAAUUGUUCAGUAGAUGAGUAAAAGAAUAUGUCUUGAAUAUGCAGAGCGGGUUGCUCAUGCCGCUUGCGGGUCAAGGUCAUGAAUUCUUACAACGAAAUAGAAAAGGGAGUAAUAAAAUGCCAAUCGUUUCAAGUAUCUCGCGUUACUUUUUUUGUAGAGAUGAAAUAUUUAUGUCAUGCAGAAUCUCCAAAGAAAAUAUCUAGAAAUGUAUCAAUAAAUUAAUUUAAAAGAAAAACAUCGAAAAAGAGAAAACUUCAUGUGCGUCAAAACAAAAGUAAUAGUGCAAUCUACAAAAAUACGCCCGGAUCCAAACAUGUUUAGUACAGACGAUUGAAUUGUAAAUUCAUUCUCGUGCUAAGCUCGCGGUGUCAUUACAAUUUAUCAUAAUUUGAGCCGCGCCAUGAGAAAACCAACAUAGUGGGUUUGCCACCAGCAUGGAUCCAGACCAACCUGCGCAUUCGCGCAGUCUGGUCAGGAUCCAUGCUGUUCGCUUUUAAAGCCUAUUGCAACUAGGCAAACCGUUAGCGACCAGCAUGGAUCCUGACCAGACUACGCGGAUACGCAGGCUGGUCUGGAUCCAUGCUAGUCGCAAACCCAUUAUGUUGGUUUUCUCAUGGCGCGGCUCAUAUAAACUGAUUUACACAGAUGUACAUAAUAUAUCUUUAUCUUAAUUGAUAAAAUGACUUUUUGUUUUCUAGAAUGUUAUAAAAGAUUGUUUAUGCCUUUGCUUGUAUUGUCUUUGUUUUACAAAUGUGUUAAUGUUAUUGCUUUGCACACUUGCAUUUCGCUGAACCGCUUUAAAACAAUUACUUUCAUAGCCUUAAAUAACUCAUGUUUUAUGCUUAAGGUUGAAAUCAAAUUUUCUAAAAAUACGAGACAAAAUGUUCAGUAUGAAAAAAUACCUAUUGGUACAACUUGUGCUUUAAAACACACAACACAAAAACGAAAGUCAGAAAAUAUAGGCAUCAUAAAGGCAUUCGCCUGAAAUGUUAAUCAGAUCAGCAAAUAUUUUUCAUGAAAUUGAUUUCAGUGUGUUCUUCAUUGCCUAUAUCAAAACAGUUGUCACAAACUGACAUACGGGCCUCAACGUAUGUGUAGUAUAAAUGCAGGUAUUGCAUCAUCUCUUUGUAAAUUUUUGAGUUAUUGAGGUAAAUGUCAGGUUUUACGCAUAACAAACUUGUUUUUCUGUAUUUUAUAACUUAAAUUUCCAUGUAAAUUUCAGUAAAUUCGUCAGUAAUAAAGAAGCUGAUAUUUUUUUAAACUUCAGUAAUUUAUGUUUUUAUCCCCAAAACCACUAUAACGGGCCUGAAACUUCCCGUUUUUCCUUCCCGCCGGUACAGUAUGAGGGCAUGGCUAUGUCGUGAUUACCGUGCAAAAUCCAAUAAUAGUAUUUGACGGGACAUAAAGAUACAAAUUGACUGGUUCAGAUAUGCUUAGAGCACAACACCUUUUACAGUCUUGAUGACACUAUGUCACUCUUCUAUUCUUGGUAGAAAUUAAAUUUUGCUCGAUCGAGGUAAGAAAUUUAUUUGUUAUAUUUUUGCAUGAUUUUUAUUACGAUUUUGUUUAGUAAAUUUUUGUUUAUUCAACAGAAUUUGUAAGAUGUUUACUUUUCGGCCAGAUGUUAGCUAGUUUCGGUAUGUCAGGCCUAUUUAUUUAUUGUUUUUUUAUCUAAACAAGUUGCAAAAUUCAUAUUGAAAAUUGUGUAACGUGAUAAUUAGAAAGUAAUUUUGCAUAAAACGUAUUUGUCAAUCUUUUCGUUGUAAAUUAUGGAACGCCGGUACUGCAUUGUAUUGUAAUGAUAAAUGUAUGUUUCGACAAGUAUAGUACUGUGUAUUUGAUAAGGUUAUUGCAAUUUAAAAUUUUUGUGUGCCAGUAUAUUGCAUAUCUAUACAAUAUCCGUUUUGUUGUAUGAUAGUCGAUAAUACGUUCAUACCAGCUAUUGUGGUACGUUUAAUUUGCAUUGCAUUUCUGUUAAUUUGUGGUAGUAAAUAAUAGCUGCAGUUUAUCAUCAUAAUCAUUUCAUGUCUUUAUCAUACUUUAACUUUAGUCUAGUAAGUACAUUGAUUUGAGAAUCGAUGGAAGUAAUAAGUGACGUAGUGAAUUCACGUGACGUAAGAACUUAGUAGCACGUAUAUUUUGUACAAGUAGCACGUAUUAUUUAUGGGAGCCUGUGGAGGUAUGGUGUACCCAAAGGAGCAUUUUUAUGCCUUUAUUUGUAUUUGCUAUGGUGCUUACCAUAUGUUAUAUAUUAAAGCUUCUUCCACUAGAUGAUAUUUUCCAGGUGAUGUCACGAAGUCUUAAACACCAGUUUAACCGUCACUAUGACAAUUCAAUGUAAUUUUGAGACCUGAACAUCUUUUAAAAAACAUCAGAUAUUUUUGAGCUCAGUUUUUUUCUUCUAUUUACUAAAUAUAGUUUGUUUUCAUUCAUUGCAAAUAUUCAUUUUUUUCUGUAAAUAAACUUGUAAAUAUUGUAAUGAGUGUUAAAUUAUUCGUAUGGUUUCUGUCCCCGACUCGACCAUCCUGCCACAAGUUUAUAUUCUUGUUUAUUAAUAUUGCGUUUCAGUUGUAAACCAAAUAACUCUCUUUAAGACUGUUUCGUGAUCAGUUUCGGAAAUGAGCUUAAAAUUUCGAAUAUUUUGAAAUAUUUUACUAAUAUAGCAUUUUGGUUCGUGUUAAACUUUUAUCAACCAUUUGGGACACGGCACUAGAAAAUUUAUGUUUGUGUGUUAAAAUCACUCCCUUUGAGCACUAACAGGAAAAUGGCGACAUUAUUAAUGUCUACAUCUUCAAGAAAAGAAAAAUAAUUUCGGACGUACAGUUAAUAGAGAAUAUUGAGGUAAUCGUGAUAUAAGCCCUAAAUUAUUUACUCUGUUUUCAUACAGGUAUGUUUUUUAAAACUAAAAAUAAACAAUUAUAUGUAAUAGGUUUAUUGUUAUAUUACUUCAAAUUUUCAAAGUAUUUUUGGCCGAACGUCAAAACUUGUUGCGUUUUCAAAGUUGUUGAGUGCAUGUAAUCAAAUCAAUGUACGUACAUAAUUCAACUCAUUAUGAAACAACUUCCCUUAUCGCCAGCCAGUAAUUUAGCGUGGUAAGAUCACCACGAAAUAUAUACUUUUUUUUGUAAUCCUUUGCUUUUGUAAAUAAUGAUUUAGAAAAUGAGUAAAUGUUUCAUAUU